Messenger RNA from Eutrema salsugineum, 693 nucleotides. Its product is annotated as glycine-rich protein 5. The transcript has a single exon. The record is from RefSeq and is a predicted model, not a curated record. NCBI's taxonomy places the organism in Eukaryota, Viridiplantae, Streptophyta, Magnoliopsida, Brassicales, Brassicaceae. Bases 77 to 478 code for a protein of 133 amino acids.
UCAAACCAAACCAUAAAAACAUCUCUCAACUUAGAUCUGAUCUUUUCUAAACAAUCGAACGUGCGCAAAAAACAAAAUGGCUAUGAGGUUCUCAUCAUCGCUCACCAACCUCGUGCUUCUCUUUGCAGCUACGUUGCUUUUGGUCCAGGCAAGUGCUCGCAAUUUGCAAGAAUCUCAGACUCCUCUGCCUCUCCAUGGAGCCACUGCUCCAACCAAAGCUGAGUCUCCUACCGUCAAUGCACCUCUCGAAGACCGUAAGAAUUUCAUAGUCGGUGGUGCGGCCGGAAUAGGUGGAUUCAUGGGGAUGCCAGGUGGUGGAAGUAGUGGGACCGGUUUGACAUUGCCACUCCCGACCGGUACGCCGCCGCUUCUUGGUGGGUCCUUUGGUGGUUUGGGCGGUGCAAUGGGCUUUCCUGGUGGUGAAGCUAAUGGAGGUGGCUCUGUUCCAAGAUCGGGAAGUGGUUUGGUGUCUCCGUGAGAAAGAGAAAUAAGAUGAUUUGGUCUCUAGCUUUUAAUAAGGCGUGUGUUUUUGUUUCUUUUAUGUGUUUUUAGUUUCGAUCAUCAUCGUUCUUGUUGUAUGUUUCUUCUGUGUGUUCUCGUCUUUGGUUGGUUUUCUCAUCAUCGGUUUAUGAUGGUUUAAUGUUGUGUGUUUCCUUGCUUAUUAUCUUUAAUAAUUUCUGGUUUUUAGUUAAA